Messenger RNA from Malassezia pachydermatis, 339 nucleotides. Its product is annotated as macrolide-binding protein fkbp12. The coding region runs from base 1 to 339 and encodes 112 amino acids. NCBI's taxonomy places the organism in Eukaryota, Fungi, Basidiomycota, Malasseziomycetes, Malasseziales, Malasseziaceae. The record is from RefSeq and is a predicted model, not a curated record. Gene Ontology annotation, molecular function: peptidyl-prolyl cis-trans isomerase activity. The transcript is spliced from 2 exons.
AUGGGUGUGACUGUGGAAUCGAUCUCGAACGGCGACGGCAAGACCUUCCCUAAGGCCGGUGACACUGUAGACAUGCACUACGUGGGUACCCUUCAGUCGAACGGUAACAAGUUCGACUCGUCGCGCGACCGCGGCCAGCCUUUCCGCACCCGCAUCGGUGUAGGCCAAGUCAUCCGUGGUUGGGACGAGGGUGUCCCCCAGCUUUCGCUUGGCCAGAAGGCCCGCCUGAUCUGCACCCCGGACUACGCUUACGGUGCUCGUGGCUUCCCUCCUGUGAUUCCCCCGAACUCGACCCUUGUCUUCGAGGUGGAACUUCUUGCCAUCAACGGCAAGCAGUAA